AUGUACGCGCGCGACCAGAACCGACGGUAUUUCAUCGCGUCGUUCCAAGUCCCUCUGGACGAGGCUCCGGGCGAGGCUCCGGGCGAGGUCAAGGCAACAAUGACUGACACAAGUGACACAGACCACGAAGCCAUACGGACGCUGAACAACGCAGAAGCUGGAGACACAGGCGCGUUGAGACACGGUUCACAAGCGGGAGAGGACUCGGCUACAAAGGCACUCGAAACCAAGGACGGCAACGCAGACCCGGCGAGAUCUGGAUCAUAUGUCAAGCGUGCUUUUCAGCAAAUUUGCUCCAUACUAGUCGAUUUUGUGAGCCCUUUUGCACCUUUCAUCAAGCAAACUCGAGACAACGUCGAAGACUUGACUUAUGACAACUUUGUCUACGAUAAGAACAUGGAAUACUGCACGACACCGUCAGCCACUUUCUUUGUAUCGGAAGAGCACCGCAUAAUUCCACUCAUCGGCGGAGUCGUGGAGGAAGUCGAACUCCUCACCACGGAGCCCAGCAGCUGUCAAUGA
Molecule: messenger RNA, 522 nt
Organism: Ilyonectria robusta
Lineage: Eukaryota; Fungi; Ascomycota; Sordariomycetes; Hypocreales; Nectriaceae
Exons: 2
Coding region: 1-522 (173 amino acids)
Source: RefSeq, a predicted model, not a curated record